Molecule: messenger RNA, 1155 nt
Organism: Fusarium musae
Lineage: Eukaryota; Fungi; Ascomycota; Sordariomycetes; Hypocreales; Nectriaceae
Exons: 3
Coding region: 1-1155 (384 amino acids)
Source: RefSeq, a predicted model, not a curated record
AUGUCUUUCGCAUCACCUUGGGAAUCUAUGCUGGCUCAGAUGGGCCAGGAUGGUCUUCGUUUUGCUCAAGCCAUACCCGCUCUGCAGGGAAAUGCAGUCUUCGCGGCUGCUGGAGGGCCCUUUCAAGAUCUUGUUCGGAGACUUGAGUUCUUCAAGCAGAAGGUCGCUACUCAAGAUGCCUUUCUCCGCUCUGGUGUCAAGGAAAACUUUUCCAUGGCCAUCAAUCGCCUAGAGGUAGCACUCCUUCAGCUGUACAAGCUUGCCGUCUUCAUCCGUGGAGAGUCCGGUGGCGAUGACAUGCAGAAGAUGUCUAUCCUUGAGCAGUGCUCUCGAGCCUUUUCAGACUCUCAAGCUGCCUCUCAGGCUGGCUUCGAUCAGGUGCAGAGCAUCUAUUCACAGGCUGUUUCUUUGAACGCGGAGGAAAUCCAGCAGCUGCAACGGGAGGUCGAGCGUGCGUCAGAGCAAACGAAAAUGGACUGGGAGAACGGCCGUCGUCAGAUGGAGCAAUGUCAAGAGGAUGUCGCAAGAUAUUCUCGCCAGUUGGAGGAUGCUUCCAAUGCUUUUCGUGAAGCACACGAUAACGCGCGUGAUAUCGGCAACGACAUUGGGAGGGUAUUCUUUCCUUUUGGUGGUGCUUUUGGUGACAUGGAAAACAAUCAGCAGAGAGUUGAAGAAGCUAGACACAGAGUGAAUGCUGCGCAGGACCAACUUCAGAAUGCCCAUUAUGCUCUCAUGCAGGUUGUGAGCCAACAGAACGAACUCAACAUGAGGCGUGCCGCUAUUGAUCAUGUGGCCCAGCAGCUUCCUGUCCUCCAGGCCACAGCUGAUGCGCUCAACAAGCAGUCUGCUGCACUCUUGGCUGGUUUCACUGAGCUCAGGGAGAAAGCCACACAAUUAGCACUCCUGAUGAACGAUAUGCGGAACGGAGCUAGAGAUACGGGUGCCCAGUCGUGGGAGAAGGAUCAGUUUGCUGAGGGUAUUCUCAGACUUUGCCAGAUGGCACUAAUUGACGGCCGUGUUUGCGACGAAGUCGAGACCAUCACCAAUGAGAUCUCUAGUGGAUACUCUGGCCAGGUACCAAGCAGUAUUGCCGACCUCUUGGCUAAGGUUGGACAGCUUGCCAGGGAUGUAGCUCAGAAGAGUAUUGCUGGGUAG